Trematosphaeria pertusa is the source of this 1998-nucleotide messenger RNA. RefSeq lists its product as uncharacterized. Bases 327 to 1907 code for a protein of 526 amino acids. The transcript has 2 exons. The record is from RefSeq and is a predicted model, not a curated record. Lineage: Eukaryota; Fungi; Ascomycota; Dothideomycetes; Pleosporales; Trematosphaeriaceae.
CCGGUGAGGAACCGUAAUCGCGUCGGGUGGGUGGCGAAUGCCUGCUGAGCCCUUCGCCUUGAGCCGCCCUCGCAGCCUUCUUUGUGCCGGUGUAGAUAUAGACCUUAGAAGGUGGUGAAGGAAGGAUAGGGGAAGAAGCGAGGGAGCAAGGGUAACACGUUGAGGUUGCACGUGUCAUUGCGUUUUAGCGUGAUGGUCCGUGCGCUAGGGGCUUUUCUCCAUGCCGUCUGCAUCUCCAUGCCCGUAGGCAAAACACCGGGAUCAAUGCAUUUCCUUCCUUUAAUUCCGGACCACUUAGCUUUCAUUUCCUUCGACGCAACUCUCUUAUGAUGCAUCUAGGCGUUGAACAACGGUUCGGCAAGAAUUUGGCGGUCUCCGUUCUCAGAACACAAUCCACGCCCAAGAAAUGUGUCCAUCAACGUCAUUUCAAUCGCCGGACAAUCUACACAUCGGUUCAUAAGUUGGCGCACCGGAAGACUAAAAUGAAACAAAAGAGAAAUGUAGAAUCAGAAGGAGCCAGUCCGGCUCCCCCAGGCUCAAAUUUGCCCGAGCAGAGCAUGGAGUCGAUCAGCGGGAGCGUUGGCGAGAGAAAACGUUCAUCCUGGAAAGACCUUCGGGCGAGACUACGGGCAUUAUGCGGCGCACCGUUGGCUACUUUCGAGCGCUUGGACUUCAAAUCCUCGUCGCCCAGAAUCGGCAGCGGCUCCGGGCACCAGCUGCUGGCAUCAUGGAAUAUCGAUCAUACCGAUAACAUCUACGUACCUGGUGCUCCGCCCCGUCUGUCGCUUCCGACUUCACCAUCGAUAAACCUAAAUUGGAGCCUUAUGCCUGCAACCGUGGUGCGAAAGGUUCGCGGCUUAAGCACGUCUUCGGAUCCCUUAUUUGAAAGUGCUCGCUUCAUGAGCCCCAAAUUCGAAUUUCGGAGUCUGGACGUGUUCUGCGACUUGGAAACUAUUAUCGAUCUAUACAAUGGACGAGACAUGAUCACAAUAUCCACGCUACCUGGAACUCCGGCUUUCCUAUCCAGGCUCAGGUCGAAGUCUCUUUCUCGAUUUUCGGCUCCUAACGCCGAUGGGAGGACGGAAUUGGGUCCUGAUCCCCGCAUAGGAGCUCCUUUCAAAUGCGAAUUAAGCACUGUCCAACAACGAGGGUUUGCUUUCGAAGCAGCAAUAACCCAGAAAGAGACGGGCCUCCCUCCCCAAACCAGACAUUUUCGUGUCAUUCGCUAUGAUUUUGGCCAAAUUGCUUUAGCCAUCAGGUUCGAAGUUGACGCGUGGGAGCCGGUAGCAGACCGUGCCUUGCACUCUGACUCCGGGUCUCAUAACAACCGAUACGAUGUUUCCGAUCAUACGGCUAAAAAAGAUAGGGGGACUGAAAGAAAAGUCAUCUUGGCAGGCUAUGUGGUUGAUGCUUCGGAAACUGUCGAGAUCAAGACUUCGAAAGACGACAUACGCGAACGCUUCAAAGGCUAUCUCAGUGACCAGUACCUAGCUCAAGCUUGGUUUUCCCGGAAGAGCAAGCUGUGCUUAGGGAUGUACAAUUCUAAUCACGAUUUCCGAGUGGAGACGAGGAAUAUGAGCGAAGGCUUUGCACUUUGGGAAAGGAAACAUCGGUCUCGCCUCCGGUGGCUACACAAUUUCCUCCGCAGAGUGACUACCGAAGUCUCGAAGUCAUCAAGCAAACACUGCGUUGCGGUGCCCUUGAAUCGAAGCCCGGGUGUCGAAGGCAGACGGUGGGAGCUCUACGAGGUGGAAUCCGGCGGCCUAAGGUUUUCCGAUCAUAUGGACUUUCUCGCAAGAAUGGCUGAAUACGACUCCCAAAGCGAUCAAGCCUGCUCGAAGGGGGAUCGAUCUUCCUUUCCUCUCGAGCUCAAAGAUCUAUGCCGACCCGCCGUGUCAGUGGGAUGAGGGAUGUUUGCCCGUAAAAUGACUGGCGCACCACGCGGGAAAAAUUCAAGACAACGCCCUCUCAUACAACAAACUCGCCGAACACAUGUAG